GCUUAUACGUUGCACAAAUAAGGUGCUAUAGGGUGAAGCUUUCAAGCUUCAUUCUUAGGGCUGCUUCCACCGGCCUCUCUCAAGUUAACAAUUUACCGCAACCCAACGGCCAUUAAAACCUUGACACCGGCUGCUUUUAUUGGAUUAUAUCCUCUGCCUCUCUCUGAUGCAUAUUUCUGGCGAUAACCUGUGCGGCAAUAAACUUCAUCCAGCCACCAGAGUGUGCAUGUGAGAGGACUGCAAAUCUCCUCAGCCAAACCAGAAUUAGCCGGUAUCGCAGGAAUGAAAGAGCGUGGAGAUUUGAAAUCGCGGGGAAUGGAAGCCAGACGGAGCAGAAGGCGAGCCGCCGGGGGAGCAGGAGCCCCGAGCCCGGCCCCGGGCUGCAGCAGCAAAUAAACACCGCGGCGAGGCCGAGCGCAGCCGGGCGCAGUUUCUCUAGGAUUUCACAAUUGCUAAGAGCCUCUUGGGCUUCUCUGCUUUCCAUGAUACUGUGUUCUUGGCAGCGCUGUGGUGUGGGAAGAAGACUGAGGGCAGGAAAACAUACAUCUCAAAACUAGUUUCCUCCUAAAAAAUACAGUAAUUCAAUCCACCUGCCUCUUCAAGAUUUCCUUUUUUGAGUCCAAGCUUUAUUCACUAGAACACAAAGACACAUAAUCUUACUGGGACAGCAGAAGGUGAUACAGAGAAGGAAUAUACAGGGAGAGACUAGUCUUUUUCUGUGACCACAGUCAACCCAUGAAGAGUGAGUGCUCUCAGCCACAUACAAAAUACUGUGGAGAAAAUGUAUGCUAGUCGAGAGGAUAUUGGAUACGAUUUUGGAGAUGACUCAAAAGUUGGAAGUAAGCCAAUUAAGCCUAAUCCAAACAUCGAUGGAGGAUGGGCUUGGAUGAUUGUACUUUCCUCUUUCCUUGUGCACAUACUUAUUAUGGGGUCCCAAAUGGCCCUUGGAAUACUCAACAUGGAGUGGCUUGAAGAGUUUAAUCAAAGCCGUGGCUUAACAGCAUGGGUUAGCUCCCUUAGCAUGGGCAUUACACUUAUUGUAGGGCCUUUCAUUGGUUUAUUCAUUACCAUGUGUGGGUGCCGCAAGACAGCAAUAAUUGGAGGGAUAUUGAAUGCCCUAGGCUGGAUAUUGAGUGCCUAUGCCUCAAAUGUGCACUUCCUCUUCCUUACAUUCGGAGUGACAGCCGGUGUUGGUAGUGGCAUGGUUUAUCUGCCUGCGGUGGUCAUGGUAGGACAGUAUUUUCAGAAGAGAAGAGCACUUGCACAAGGACUGAGUACCACAGGAACAGGGUUUGGAGCUUUUUUAAUGACAGCCUUACUGAAGUAUCUCUGCAGGGAAUUUGGGUGGAGGAAUGCCAUGUUCAUUCAAGGUGCGAUCUCCCUCAACCUUUGUGUCUGUGGGGCACUUAUGAGACCACUAUCCCACAAAGAUGUUAAUGAAAAAUGUGUUGUGAGAAGUAAUAGCGAAAAUAAUCAGGCAAAAGCUCUAUCCCAUUCUGCAGAGACUUUAAAUGGAGUCCUCAGUGAAGAAACAGACAAAAAAGAAGAGCCAACAAAUGAAGAAGUGCUUGACAGUGUUAAGCACAUAGAAACUGAAGGUAAAUCUAGAAGUGGAAAGAGUAUGUAUGGACUGCUCAUUCUUAAGACAGCGAGCCAGCUGACGAUUACGGUCAGGAAGGGCUUUGGAAUCUGGUACUCCAGUUAUUUUGGAGCUGCAUCGUUGUUUACCAACAGAGUAUUUGUGGCCUUUAUAAUUUGGGCUUUGUUUGCCUAUAGCAGCUUUGUCAUUCCCUUUAUUCAUCUUCCAGAGAUAGUCAAGCAGUACAAUUUAUCUAGUCAGAACAAUAUAUUUCCAUUGACAUCCAUUAUUGCCAUUGUGCAUAUUUUUGGUAAAGUGAUCCUUGGAAUCAUCUCUGAUCUCCCUUGCAUCAGCACUUGGAAUGUCUUCCUCAUGGCUAACAUCACCCUGGUCACCUGCAUUCUUACUUUGCCACUAAUGCAAACAUACAUUAGUCUGGCUGUGAUUUGUGCUCUAAUAGGAUUUUCUAGUGGCUAUUUUUCCCUAAUGCCUGUUGUGACUGAAGAUUUAGUUGGAACUAAACACCUUGCAAAUGCCUAUGGCAUCAUCAUCUGUGCCAAUGGAAUAUCUGCAUUGCUUGGACCACCCUUUGCAGGUUGGAUCUAUGACAUCACACAUAAAUAUGAUUUUUCUUUUUACAUAUGUGGCUUGCUGUACCUGGUGGGAAUAUUAUUUUUAUUUAUUCAACCUUAUAUUGGAAAGAAACAACCACGAGAAAGUCUACUGAAGAGGAACAAGUAUAGAACAAAUUUCAGACUUUUUUAUAGAAUUUAUUUCUUUCCAUGUUUCUAUUGUAUGGCAGUAUAAAGCUGAAACCAACCACACUGAAUUGUACUUAAGUGAAAAGCAAAUGUGCUCCAAAAUGCUAAUAAAUUAUUAGAAAUAUGCUUUUAAAAUGACUUAAGAUCUUUUACUUCAGAACUAACAAAUAUAGAGAAUAAAAGCACACUUACAGUCUUCUAAAAUUGGAUCAGUGCUAGAAACCUUUAACCUUAAUUCUUUUAACUUUUCAUCACUAACCAUUGGUGAAACUCCACUGACUGCAGUGCAGUUACUCCUGAUUUACACUAGUCCUACAAUCAAAUUUGAUCAGGAUACGAAUGAUUUAUAAAAAUCCUUCCUAUUAUGUAUUCUAUCUGAUAAAAGAUUAGUUAGUAAAUAUGAGAAAAUGACUGUAUUUCUUACCUGGCUAGUGCUGCUGAAAUGCUAGUAUAAUACUUCAAUUAAUUCAAUGUUAUUGAAAAUUAAUUCAAUUUACUAUUCUACAAUGCAAAGGUGAAGAAAAGUUCUUAGAUUUUUCUGAAAGGGUUCUCUACUUCAAGGUUUUUUAUUUUUAUUUUUAUUUUUUUUACUUUUUAUUUCUAUUUUUAUAUAUCAACUGCAUGAUGAAGUAGCCAUCCUCAAUACACGGGCUGCAUUAUAAAUGCUCUGACACUUAAUGCACAUGAAGUAAAACAAACAUAAAAGCAAAUCGAGAGAACUGAUGGAAAAUAUUAAUUUGAUUCUUCAACAGAAAUGAUAAGCAGCAACUUUUCUGAUGAUCUGUUCCACAAGUUGCACAUGCAUGAGUUGCCACAUUCAGAUAGAGCAAUUUCUAAUUUCAGAAUCAACUACUUCAAUAGUUAUUCACAAUUUAUAUUGAUGUAACUGAGAACAGAAUUUGUACCUGUGUAUAUACAGUCUUCUGGUUUUGCUUAUGAGAUUUAGCUAUAUUACUAUGAACCACAUCCAAUGUAAAUUGCCAUAGUUGUAUUAACUGACCUAGAGCUGCUGCUGAUCAUACCUGUAUCAGGUACAGAGACACCUGAGAUGAGAACAAAUACCCUCUGUAUUUUUACAGGCAUGCUUUGGAAAGUUAAACUUUGUCUGACUUGUUUGCAGUGUUUUAGGAUACAGAAAUAAUUUACUUAAAUGCACAAUGGCUCCUUUAUCAUAAAAAUAUCUGAAAUUUAAGAGAGAAAAUCUUUCUUUUGUUAUGGUAUAUCCAGGUUCUUAAGCCUGCCUUAUGGUUUGAUACCUUACAGUGGAAGCAUCCCACCAUGAUUCCAAAGACUGGAGGAUAUUUCCAGAAGCAGUUUGAAGUUUCUGUCUGCUUUCUGGAUGGGACAGGUAAAAGUAUUAAAGAAACAGAGCUGGGCAAAAUGGCAAAAUGGGCCAAAUAUAGUUUUAGAAAGAACUGGACUACAGCAUGUUAAGUUUUGUUACAAUUAAUUUUAGAACAAAAAUAUUGAAUUAUGAUCACUUGUGUUGCUGUAUACGAGCACACCACAAACUAUCUAAGACCGGUCAUGUUUUAGAUGAUUAUUCACUAGAAAAUCAGAUAAUGCAAAGCAUGGAAGAACUAAGACAAUGUAAAAUAUUAAAAAAAAUUUUCUUAAACAAUGUUAAGCAUCUGGUAAUUAAUGCAGAAUAUUUUGUAUGAUGCUACAAGACAUCAUACAUCUCAGCUUUGCGAGGUGAGGCUGAUAUUAAUUUUCCUAUAUCAAAUAAAAGUUUUUUUUUUCCUGCUAGCUUUAUGAAUAUUUUUUCAUGACAAAUCAAGUUCUUGGUUUAAGACUAAUACUGCUGCUAGAAUUUAAAAACAAUUGGUAUUAUUCACUUAUAUUGAAGAAAUAUUGGCACACAGUUCAGUAUGAAAGAUUAUCACUAUACAGACAUUUUCUGUAGCUGCAAGGUUGGUUAAAAAAAAGUUCUGAACCUCAAACCCCAUUGUUCUGUAUUGCAAUUCACCAACUUAGUUGUGCACUUCUACAACUGUUGGCAGGGACAUACUUUGAAAUAGGUCACUGAAGUGAACAAAGUUAAACAUAAAACCCUUAAGAAAAACCAAACUACCUUAAGAUCAAUUCUCUGAUACAAUAUUUAUGGCCUAUAAAAUUGUCAUUACAACAACUGAGAUGGCAGUGAACUGCAACAUGUGGCAUGAACAAGCAGCCAGUAAUUUCUUAAAAUCAGCUUUUUUGCUGGAGAAAAUCGUCAUAUAAACUUCACUGACAUCAGUUCUUUAGUUACAGGUUUAGUUACAGGUUUGUCUUGGUGUGAAUGCUGCUACUAGCUUAUCAGCUAUCUUUCAUUGGUCAAAUAGAUAUAUUAAAGUGAUUUUCCCCAAUUUUUUGGAAAAAUAUGUACCUGUUAUACUUAAAGCUUCACUUUGCCUUUAGCUAAAAUCAACUUCGCAUAUUACUGUAAUGAAUAAUAUGUUGUUCACUUAUGAUAUCUGCAACAUAUCUUCUUAUAGAAGUCCUUAAUGGACUGUAUAAUGGGAAUAAACUUACAUUACCCCAAAAUUCACUUUCUGUUCAUUUACUGAUUAAGUUAAUUUCUUAAACAUAAAAAUGAAGAUUCUCCUGAAAAAUGAUUGUUCUCAUUUCUGGUAACAGAAGGGACAGAUACAUGAUUGUUUAAAGAGGCAGGAAGGUGGGCUGACAAAUCAGAGUGAAAUUAGGAUUUUAAGUAAUAUUAACUCAGUCUAUAUUAGCUAGCAUAGUUUCUGAACCUGAAAUUGCCUAAAUCUGUUCUGAUGUCACAACUUAACAAAAAAGUAAUUGGGGGUAAAUUUACAGAAAGUGAGAAUAAAGGGUCUGCUGCUUAGCUCUGCUCACAUACCAUAUUUCUUAAAAACAUCCCUAAAGCAAAGUUACCCUUUACAGUGUUUUAUUACACGGAACAGAAAUUUCAUGAAUACAGUAUUUUAUGCACAUCACAAAGUUUUGUCAUUGUCCUGAAAGGAAAUAGUCACAAGGAGGAAAGAAUGCAUUAAUUGUUUAACGUGAAAAUUUUCUACCUAAAGAACUAUAAUCAUCAAAUUCUUCAAGAAUAUUGAUAUGUCAUUGUAGGACAAAAUAUUGUAAAUAUAAAUUAACAACUAUCUUGUAAGAACUAAAAUGCAGCUUUAUAACGAUAUAAAAUUAUACAGAAACACUGUAUUUAUUUUUAACGAAUUUACAAAAUUCAUAUUUAAUACUUGACAUUUUAAAAAAAGAUGUAAACAUAUGCGUUCAAACACCCUUCAGAUAUUACACUUAUAUGAAAAUACUGCAAUCACUGUUUUUAAUGCUCAGAUCUUAA
Cygnus olor (mute swan) is the source of this 5647-nucleotide messenger RNA. It is a transcript of the gene SLC16A14, whose product is annotated as solute carrier family 16 member 14. The coding region runs from base 782 to 2386 and encodes 534 amino acids. Gene Ontology annotation, biological process: monocarboxylic acid transport; transmembrane transport. Gene Ontology annotation, molecular function: monocarboxylic acid transmembrane transporter activity. The record is from RefSeq and is a predicted model, not a curated record. The transcript has 7 exons. NCBI's taxonomy places the organism in Eukaryota, Metazoa, Chordata, Aves, Anseriformes, Anatidae.